Molecule: messenger RNA, 708 nt
Organism: Plenodomus lingam JN3
Lineage: Eukaryota; Fungi; Ascomycota; Dothideomycetes; Pleosporales; Leptosphaeriaceae
Biological process (GO): spliceosomal complex assembly
Cellular component (GO): U2-type prespliceosome; U2 snRNP; nucleus
Molecular function (GO): nucleic acid binding; zinc ion binding
Source: RefSeq, a predicted model, not a curated record
AUGGAUUACCAGAACCGCGCAGGUUCCAAAUUCGGCGGCGGCGGUGUCGCCUCCCAAUCCGCCACAAAUGCCGACCGCCGCGAACGACUGCGCAAACUUGCGCUCGAAACCAUCGACCUGGACAAAGACCCCUACUUCUUCAAGAACCACGUUGGCAGCUUCGAAUGUCGUCUCUGUCUCACCGUCCACCAAAACGACGGCUCCUACCUCGCACACACACAGGGUCGCAAGCAUCAAACCAACCUCGCCCGCCGCGCCGCAAAAGAACAACGAGAAGGCAAGCGCGACGACGUCAACCAGCAAGGCCUGCUCGCCGGCGUCCAGGUCAAGAAGAAUGUGAUCAAGAUUGGUCGACCGGGAUACCGCAUCACCAAAGUCCGAGACCCGAAUACGCGGCAGAAUGGCCUGCUGUUCCAAUUCCAGUUCCCCGAUCUCAACCCGGGUAUCACGCCCAAGGUCCGCUUCAUGAGCGCGUACGAGCAAAAGGUCGAGGACCCGGAUCCGAAUUACCAGUAUUUUAUUGUGGCGGGCGAGCCGUACGAGACGGUUAGUGUCAAGUUGCAGGCGAGGGAGGUGGAUCGGCGCGAGGGCAAGUUUUGGACGUGGUUUGAUGAGGACAACAAGGAGUUUUGGUGUCAGAUUUUGUUUAAGACGGAGCGGGAUGAGCGGUUUAGUGCUGUUCCUGGGUUGGCGCCGGGGAGGAAGUGA